Molecule: messenger RNA, 1029 nt
Organism: Rotaria sp. Silwood1
Lineage: Eukaryota; Metazoa; Rotifera; Eurotatoria; Philodinida; Philodinidae
Source: the annotation of a GenBank genome assembly
AUGUACUUGAAAACAUUUUUACAUCAUUUUCUAACAUUUCUGCGUUCAACACAUGCUCGUUCAUUUUCAUGGAUAUUACUUUUAGUUCUCCUUAUGUUCAUCUUUCGUUAUAAUAUUUUAACCAUAUUGUAUAUUGUUCAAACAUAUCUAACUUGGUAUCGAUUCUCAUCUGGAGUAAUAAGUUCUAAUGAUAAUUUUGAUACGACAAUGUCUAGUUACCCAUUAAAUCAAACAUCAACUAUGCCAAAUUAUACAAAUGUAGUACCACCUAUAUUACAUCAUAUUGUUGUUGGUAAUAUUGAUUUAAAUAAACAUCCAAAAUGGAUAGCUGCACGAGAAGCUUGUUUGAAAUGGCAUCCAAAUUAUGAAUAUAAAUUUUGGACUGAUACAUCAGCUAAAAAACUUCUUGAAGAAGAAUAUCCAUGGUUUUUGGAAACAUGGAAAAAUUAUUGGUAUCCAAUACAACGUGCUGAUAGUUUACGCUAUUUUGUUCUUUAUCAUUAUGGAGGCAUUUUUCUUGACAUGGAUCUUCAUUGUCGUCGUUCAUUAGGACCUCUUCGUCGUUUUGAAUUCAUUUCACCUGCUGCUUAUCCUGUUGGAAUAUCAAAUGGUUUUCUUAUGGCUUCACCUCGUCAUCCCUUUAUGAAAGUUCUUGUUGAUCAAUUAGUAUUAUUUAAUCGUAAUUUUAUUGUACCUUAUGCUACAGUUAUGUUUUCAACCGGAUGUAUGUAUAUAUCAGCACAAUAUUCACUUUAUAAUGAUCGAUGUAAUCUAAAACUCUUAGAUUAUAAGCAACAUCGUUUAAGUGGCCGAAUAUCAACACCAUUAUUUCAUCAUUAUGGUAGUAGUAGUUGGCAUUCUAAUGAUGCAUCAUUUAUUAAAAUAGUAGAUCACAUGAUAAAAAGACUAAUUCAUUAUAGAGAAUUAGUUUCAUUUAUUUUUUUAAUAUUUAUUCUUAUUAUAUUUAUCUUAUUUCAUCGAAGAAGAACAAUGCAAAAAAAACAAAACGAAGAUAUUUUAUUAUUUUAA